Molecule: messenger RNA, 2381 nt
Organism: Pseudophryne corroboree (corroboree frog)
Lineage: Eukaryota; Metazoa; Chordata; Amphibia; Anura; Myobatrachidae
Gene: ZFYVE19
Product: zinc finger FYVE-type containing 19
Exons: 12
Coding region: 144-1454 (436 amino acids)
Biological process (GO): abscission; mitotic cytokinesis checkpoint signaling
Cellular component (GO): centrosome; midbody; cleavage furrow
Molecular function (GO): metal ion binding; phosphatidylinositol-3-phosphate binding
Source: RefSeq, a predicted model, not a curated record
AACGCCGGGAAACGGAAACAAACAUUAUACGGAAUGCCAUGAUUCUUUCUAGCAGCACAUGAGCCGGUGGACUACAGCUCCCAUGAUUCCGCGCGGUGUGCAGUUAACUUCCUGAUAAGUUGAGGGUAGUGAUACAAGGUGCAAUGGACAGAAGGUGUUUCAGUUGUGUAAGCAAAUUCUCAGUCUUCAAAAAAGAGUGUGGCUGUAAAUCCUGUGGACAUUCAUUCUGUGCGGGAUGCCUUGGAUUCAGUGCAGUUCUACCUACGUAUGGUAACACCAAGCAAAAGAUCUGCAAGAAAUGUUAUGAAACUAUUAGCAGUGGAGUGGGAACAACAAACAAUGCAUCCAAGUGGUCUCCACCGGAGAAUUACAAGAAGAGAGUGGCCGCAUUAGAAGCCAAACAGAAUCAACAGAAUGCGAUGCAACGGGGCCCAGGAUCACUACACGUUGGUGCAAAUAUGAAGUAUCAGGGGCUGUCGCCAGAAGACCGAGCUAUAGCAGAACGACUGGAGAAACUCAAACAAGAGACCAAACCUAAAACCAUUUGCUCAACAGCUGAAAUAGAAUCCAGGAUAGAGGCAUUGCGGAAGGAAACCCAGCCACCUGCCCCGUCUGUGCAGGAAAUGGAGGAUCGGCUCGCUAUAUUACAAGGGAGGAUGCCACCAUCCGGCACAAGCAAGCCGAUACACCAACCAGCCGAUACCAGGACUCAAACACAAAAGGUUGAUGAGUUACUAGCACAACUGACAGAUGAGGUAGCCAUAGAUAAUCAGUGGGAUCCAGCUACUCAGCCACCAGAAUCCACUGCUCAAGCAACUAUUAACAACCUGAGCAGAGCUGAUGAGCGGGAUUGCUGGCCGGGUCUUAAUAUGGAAUUGAAUGCAGAUCAGUUGGACAAAGAGAAGGACAAGAUUCUGAAAGAAGCAGCUGCAGAAUUACGAGAUGAGAAUACAAGGCAGGAAAAAAUGUUAGUGAUUGCAAAGAGACUGGCAACACUACAAGGAAAAGAUCCAGAUAAAGUAACCUUGGACAACUGCAACCUGUAUGACAGCGAUGAAGAAACAGAGGAAGAAGCUGUACAAAGGAUUCUAAAGCAGCUCUCUGAAGAAGUAAUUUUAGAUGAAGCGAGUGGAUAUAAUAUUCUCCCUGACCAGAGCAGAACUGUGGAUAACAGCAGAGGAAGGCAAGCAGCAAAUAAACUGCUCCCGGCAGAAAUGGCCACAGUUCCGAUCCAGCCAGCUAGAAGCGCAGCGGUAAAACCCAUACAGCCAGACAGCGAUGAGGAUGAGCUGCCCUGGUGCUGUAUCUGCAAUGGGGAUGCUGCCUUACGAUGUCAUGACUGUGACGAUGAUCUGUACUGCAAGAGAUGCUUCAGGGAAGGACAUGAUGAGUUUGACCGAAAGGAACAUCAGACAUCUCCUUAUCGCCCUCUCAGAAAGAAGAAAGGAAGAUAGAACAAUUGAAGUAAACUAUAUAUUUUGAUCCUGGCACUGACAUAAAUUUGGUAAAGACAAUGCCUAUCCCUCCGUACAUACACAGUUCCGUUAGUAAUGCAGUGUCAGCAGCACCUGCAAAGAAGAUUUUCAUAUUAUGUGUAUCAUUAUCAUUAUUACAUUUUAUUUAUAAGGCUCCACAAGUGUUUUGCAGCGCCGUACAAAGGACAGUACAGGGAGACAAAAUGUAGCAGAUUAUUCAGUGUAACUGUACUUACAAAUGGAGCGUAACUCAUAGGUAUCAGCACUUGUCAUUUUACAAUGCUCGUGUGUCUGAAAUCUGAUAUGUAUUAUGUCUCGUUUACAACCCAUUUUACAUCGGUGGUCCCCUCUGAGAGACCGACUCAUAUAUUUAAGGCCCCUUUUUCACCGUCCGAGGUUCCUGGCGCAUGUUACAAGCUACUGUUCGGUACUGUAUUGUAACUGGCUCCGAAUCUUCAGCUUUGUAUUAAUUAUUAACAGAUACCUACAGCACAGAUUCCCGUGCUAUAAUUAUUUAUGAGUAACCGAUAUCUUUCAAAGCACACAAUGCACAUGAGAGAUUCACAUAACUGAACGUCUGAUGUUUCAACCAAGUUUUAUUUGCAAGCCAGGACAUAAAUUGAAAUAAAUGGAUAAUGCAAAUAUAAUAAAAUUCAUAUGCGCCAAUAAGUGUAAUUUCUGAAUGUUCUAAUAUCAGAUCACAAUAUAUUGUGUGUAAAUCUGGCUCUGGUACUAGCAGGACCUCCUGAGCCAUUUUGCUCACCGCACGUCCCUGAUACUCCAUACCUGUAAAGUGAGCUGCUUUCUACAAAACACUAAUAUCUGUACAAACCUGAAUAUCUCAUAUCAUGCCAAACUGAUCUAUGUGCAGUGUCUCAUAUUAAACUUUUAUAGAUGUCCAGUAAA